UGCGGUUCCAUCCCAAAAACCUGGUCUGUGUCAUACCUCGAUCACCCUGUAUACUCUAUUUUCGAGCAGACGUCCGAGAGGAAGCAGGACUGACUGAUACAAAUACUACCUAACCGAAGUACUAACUUGAGGACUUCAGAAUGUCGCUGAAGAAGUUUGCCACUUUCUUCAUCUUCCUGAUCUGCACAUCAUUCACCCAAGGAUGGUCUUGGGGGAAGCAGCAGGAGGCAAAAGAGGAAGACGGGUGGUCUUGGAAAGCAGUUGCUGGAAUGGGAGCGGGUGCAGCUGUAGCUUUGGUCGCUGCCCCGGCUGUUCUAACUGCGGCUGGCUUCACAUCUGCAGGCAUAGCUGCAGGAUCUGUUGCUGCUAAAGCAAUGUCCGUUGCAGCUGUCUCCAGCGGAGGAGGAGUUGUGAGCGGGGGUGUGGUUGCCACUCUGCAGUCUGCAGGUGCCGCUGGGAUGGGAGUUGCUGCAAAAACAGUUGUUGGUGUUGCUGGUGGAGUUUUGGGAUAUUUAGGUGGGAAGGAUGAGAAGGACUCACAAGAGGAGUAACAAGAAACCUUGUGAGAAAAUUAGACAAACACUAAAGGAGGGGUGUCAAGUUUAAGCAUGGAAAUACAAAAAGAAACUAAAUAAAAUCGAUGACGAACGUUUCGACUUUCUUAGUGUCUUCAUUGAAAAUAAACAUCCUAUCUUUUAAAUGCCUUAAAUUAAACAACAGAAAGAAACCUCACUCCUUUUGACAAAGACUUAUUCAAAUGUUUGUCUAAUUUUAAGACUGCUGCUUAUCUUAGUGGUGUGGUUAUAGGGGUGGGAAGCAAUGCUUUAAAAUACUUGUCUUACCUCUCAUUAGCACUAGCAAUGUUAUUAAUGGUCUUUGAUUAUUUUUUGAAGAUAUUUCAAAAUAGGUAAAUACAGUAGCUCCUACUUCCUGGUAAAAAAUAAAAAAAUCACUUCCUGCUCUGUAGCCCCAUAUCACUCCAAUGGUCUCCCUGCAAUCAGGUCACGUGACCUGCUGCACAGGAAGUGAUUAGAUACCAGGAAGAUCCCAAAUUAAAGCAUAAAAAACUAGUAAUGAACCAAAAACACAAGAAAAGGGGCCAGAGAUAGCACUGCUAGUGCUAAUAAGGGGUGAGAAAUAUGAUUUUGAAAACCUUAGCACUCAUUUACACUGUACUAAAACUUCUGGUUUCAGUACAGUGGUAUAGCGGUACUAAGCAGUAUCAUGUAGUGUCUGCUGUAAGGGUCAUAUUGUUAAAUUGUGCAUUUUUAUAUGCUGUGCGUUAUACUCAUUAAAAGAACAGAUUGCAAUCAGA
Acipenser ruthenus (sterlet) is the source of this 1315-nucleotide messenger RNA. Its product is annotated as interferon alpha-inducible protein 27-like protein 2A. The record is from RefSeq and is a predicted model, not a curated record. The transcript has 6 exons. Lineage: Eukaryota; Metazoa; Chordata; Actinopteri; Acipenseriformes; Acipenseridae. The coding region runs from base 141 to 551 and encodes 136 amino acids. Gene Ontology annotation, cellular component: membrane.